Molecule: messenger RNA, 2786 nt
Organism: Lates calcarifer (barramundi perch)
Lineage: Eukaryota; Metazoa; Chordata; Actinopteri; Centropomidae
Product: zinc finger protein aebp2
Exons: 7
Coding region: 102-1454 (450 amino acids)
Biological process (GO): regulation of transcription by RNA polymerase II
Cellular component (GO): ESC/E(Z) complex
Source: RefSeq, a predicted model, not a curated record
CAGUGUGAUUUGGCCCAGCCCUCCCUCUGCAGUGAAGCAUUUGACGGUGCCACGGCUAAAUUUUAAUACCGAAAGUGUCCCACGGUACGUAAGCCGCUGAAAUGGCUGCUGCGGCUACAGAAGAAACACCCGCACUGAGUGUCGAGGACGAUGCACCGACCGUUGAGACCAACGAGGGCAACGGCGAGGAAAAAGAAAAGGGCCUUACCGAAGCGGAAACGGAGGAACCAGGCAGUAACGUAGAGCCGAAAAUUGAAGAGGUGGGCGCGGAGGCCGGCGAAGAGAAGCCCGCUGAAGCCGCUUCAGACAAGGCCGCGAGCGAGGCGGUGACACACGACAGCGCUGUAACGGUCAACCAAGAGGCGACACCCGCUCCUGAAGAACCAGAGCAAAAGCCGGACUCAGAGCAAAGCUCCGGAGAUGGUAACAGCGAGCCUGCCAACGAUAACACGAUGAAAGAAGCGAAGGAGGAAGCAGGAGAAGACAGCCGGUGUUCGGGAAUAGACUGCGAGAAGAGCAAAACAGUUUGUGAAGACGGUGAGAAACCCAGUGGCGGAGGCGGGGAGCUGGGCGACAAGAGGCGGCCGAGUGUGGAGAUUUCGUCCUCGGAUGGUGAACCGUUGAGCCGUAUGGACUCUGAGGACAGUAUCAGCAGCACCCUGAUGGAGAUGGAGAGUACUGUGUCCAGCGGACGCUCCACUCCUGCUAUGAUGAAUGGACAGAGCAGUGCCAGCUCCUCCGGGACAAAGACAGUGGCUUAUACCUGCUGCUGGGACCUCUGUCCACAGUGCUUCAAUUCUAGUCCUGAUCUUGCAGAACAUAUCAGGGGCAUUCAUGUGGAUGGCCAACGGGGAGGGGUGUUUGUGUGCCUGUGGAAGGGUUGUAAGGUGUAUAACACACCAUCCACCAGUCAGAGCUGGCUCCAGAGACACAUGUUAACCCACAGUGGAGAUAAGCCCUUCAAGUGUGUAGUUGGUGGCUGCAAUGCCAGCUUUGCUUCGCAGGGAGGGCUGGCUCGCCAUGUACCCAGUCACUUCAGUCAGCAGAGCUCCUCUAAAAUGUCCAGCCAGGCCAAACUCAAGGAGGAGUCACCCUCCAAGGCUGGACUCAACAAGAGAAAGAAACUCAAGAACAAACGCAGGUGCUCCCUACCGAGACCCCACGACUUCUUCGAUGCUCAAACCAUGGAUGCUAUCCGCCACAGGGCCAUCUGUCUCAACCUCGCCACCCACAUUGAAAGUGUGGGAAAUGGCCACAGCGUGGUCUUUCACAGCACGGUGCUGGCUAGGAGGAAAGAAGGGUCUGGCAAGGUGAAGAUUCUCCUGCACUGGACACCUGAGGACAUUCAUGCAGUCAACGUGGUGGCCUUCCUUCAUGUCACGGCUCGCAAUAAAUUUUCCCAACCUUCCUUUCUUGGCUGGUCCAAUAUUUGUUGUGGAGAACUCUCUGUGUGAGGAGUCCAGGUCCUCUUACAGCAUGUAUCACACUAGCUCGUCUGCUUAAAGCCCAGAGCUGUCCUCAAACGGAGCUGAAGACAUUAGACAUACCUACUAGCUAGUAUCCUCACUCAGUGUAAUGAUACCCACAUUAAUGCCUGGAGCACUGAUGGAGAGAAAACUGGACUUAGCCAUUAAAAAAUCUGUCUCUGUCCUCUCUAGGUCUGGCGCUGGUUCUAUACCAUCUGCUUGGCUUGGUCCUACUCAGAUAAACCUUGAAUUGGUCCACUGAAGUGUCUUUUAAACAGUGGAUCAGCAUCCAAAAUUAGCUGGAGGCUGAUUCUCUUCUUUUUUUGUGGCUUUCCAAUAAAUUUUUCAUCAAUUCCCAGUUUAGGAAAUAAAUGUCCAUCACAGCAUUUUGGUGUAACCUCUGGAUGAACUUCCACAAAGAAAAAAAAUAAUGCUCAGCCCAUAGGGGUCUGAGCCGAUCUGCCCAGUCCCCACUAGCUUCAUACCUAUGCCCAGCCUAGCUUUAUCAGUCUCAGCCUACUGGAGGUGAAUCUUGGCACCAUUUAUGCCCCAGCUCAUUUAAGCAAUUGGGCAGAGGGGCAGGCAGGUUCGGUACUGUGCUCAAAAUUAAAUGGGUCUGUCUCACAGAACAUAAGAGCUUCACACGCUGUGAUUCACAGCAGGGUUUUGCUCAAGGGAAGCUCCCACCACACUUCUAACACUCCCAUACUCCCAUUAAAGGGUUUGACUGCACGGCCUCUGAUGAUGAUCAGAGAGAAAAGAGGGGAAGAAUGAAAGAGAGGAGGAUUGAAAAUUUUGAUUGAGGGCAAAAAAGAGGUGGGAGAUGAGAGGAAGGAUGGGGAGAAAGAAGGUCAAAAGAGACAAAGAAGUGGUUGAAAAACAAAAAGAAAAAUAGGUUCAGUGAAAAGAAGAGCAAUGAUGGCACUGGGUAAAGAAACCUGGAUGAUGCUUCUUGAGGUAGAUUGCAGCUGACAGCCUCCAAUGAACAUACUGUAGCCUAAACCCUUGUACUCUCAGUCUUCUGCUGCUUCAGCCUCCCAUCUUCCUUCCCCUCCUUUCCUUCCCCCCUCUCUGAUCCACCUCUGCAAUCUCCUCCUCACCCCGCAUGUGGGAGUUUAAUAUGGUGCAUAGAGAAAUAAUGAGGGAAAGGGAGUGGAAGAGAAAGAUGAAGUUUGGAGAUCAGGAAAGACUCGUCAGAUUAAUUCCAAACAGAGAGACACAGAUGGAGAUUGAUACUGAGACUCAGUGGCAGAAUGGAUAAGGGAAGGAAUUGGGGAGACAGAGAAUUGAGGAAAGUGAGAAAUGGGAGUGGGAACAAAA